AUGGUUGUCGGCCAUAGACGGAAAGACGAAGAGACGGCUGUGCAGGAAGCGUCGGCCUCUGGCCGAAACACAAACCGCGUAGUCCAGAUUCGGUGCGGUGCGAAUGGGGACCGGGACUACUUCGAAGCAGACGCCACUACGAAUUGGACCCUCCGGCGAGCAGGCGCAGCGGUUCGCCAAGAAGAUAAGGGUGCACCCGAAGACCGAGAAAACAGCCCGGGUGAAUCAACGAUCAAAUGGCUUCCGUCUCACCUGGAGCAGAGCGAUUCCCUCGACACAGCUCAACGAGAUACGCAGAUACUGUUCAGGAAGUUUCGCUCUGUAUUGAACAAAUUGACAUUGGACAACUUGUUCCGGCUAGUGGAUCAGGUCAAAUCCCUCGUCAUUGACACCGACGAACGGUUGGACGGUUGUGUCGAGCUGCUUUUCCAGAAGGCCAUCUCAGAACCUAUGUUCGCCGAAGCUUACGCAAGGAUGUGUAAGGAAAUUGGAACGAUUGUGGUGGCUAACGACGCUUCCAAGAAGCGUUCCUCGAGUUUCAAGAGUCGACUGGUGAAUAAGUGUCAAGAUAAUUUUGAACGUCGCCAAGGUCCGAACAAGGAAUCAUUCGAUGAUUUAAAGACGCAAUGUGAGCAGACACGACAGGAAGUACGACGACGAUACGUUGGAACUGUCCGAAUCAUCGGAGAGCUUUACAAAACAGAUCAACUGACGAACUCCAUCAUGAAGAGCUGUAUUAUGCAGCUGCUUGAGACUGAAUCGAAAGAUUGUUCUGAAGAAGACUUGGAAUGCUUGUGCGUGCUUCUUACCACCAUUGGUCGUAAAAUGGAGGUAGACAAUGGUCAAAAUUUGGGUCCAUAUUUUGAAAAGCUGCACGACAUUUUUCAUAACGAGGAAAAGUAUCGACUCAGCAGAAAAAUUCGCUUUGCCAUCCAGGAUGUGAUGGAACUACGGCAAAUUGGAUGGACAACAAAACAACAUAGUCAGGAUCAGCGAGCAGCUGAACCUACCCGAGAUUAUCGAGGUACCGUGCAACGCGGGUCCGGCAGGUGGAUUAAUUCCGGUGGCCGUGUCUACGGACGAGAUAACAGGGCACAAUCCUGGAGAUCGGGAAACAGAAAUCCAUCAGUGAAUUUGGAACAACUGUUGCUGAACAACAUCGAACGGGACGAAGUCUCGCGAAAAACGGUCGCCCACUAUGUGGCCCAGAUGUUCAAGGAGAAGGCCAUUGCCAGGGUCGACUAUCUGCAAGCUCUCAAGACGGUUUUCGAGCAAGCCGAUGAAUUCAUCAUCGAUAUUCCCGAGCUUUUCAAGUACCUUAGCAUCUUCUAUGUAAGGCUGCUGAAUAUGUUUUACAUCAACCUGAGAGAUAUACAAUACGUGGCGCGAAGCGUCCUGCCCAAAUAUGGCGCUGCCAUUCUCAGCGAACUGCUUCUUAAGUAUCAAGCGGUCUAUGGCCGGGGUGACACCGUGAAGCUGUGGUACGAGUCGGCUCUCAAAUGGACCGAUUUCAUCAACAUGGACAAUCCGGAGCAGGUUGAGCAAUAUCUGAUGGAUUCUGGGCUGGGCUACCUGGUGGACAUUGUAAAGUUUGAACAGCAGUUUCAAUCUUGCUUGAUCAGCGCUGAAAAAGGCAUGAACGAUUUGCAUUUGAACUAG
Messenger RNA from Aedes albopictus (Asian tiger mosquito), 1659 nucleotides. RefSeq lists its product as uncharacterized. Bases 1 to 1659 code for a protein of 552 amino acids. NCBI's taxonomy places the organism in Eukaryota, Metazoa, Arthropoda, Insecta, Diptera, Culicidae. Gene Ontology annotation, molecular function: mRNA binding; translation initiation factor activity; protein binding. The record is from RefSeq and is a predicted model, not a curated record. The transcript is spliced from 2 exons. Gene Ontology annotation, cellular component: eukaryotic translation initiation factor 4F complex.